This is a messenger RNA of Symbiodinium natans, 3546 nucleotides long. NCBI's taxonomy places the organism in Eukaryota, Dinophyceae, Suessiales, Symbiodiniaceae. The record is from the annotation of a GenBank genome assembly.
AUGCCUCCGGGCCGCAUUGAAGUCAAGGGUGUGGCAGAAGGUCUGUUUGGCAGCACAAGCGGCGUCAAGGAGGGAGACGUGCUGGUAGAGGUGGGCACUGACGACCUCCAGCCCCUGGAGAACAUGAGCACCGAAACCUUCAAAGGCUUCUUGAAGGACAGGCCGCUGAUGAUGAAGUUUGUAGCUGCGGCUGCAGCCACAGCAUCUGGUGGUUCGGCCUAUGCGGCAGAUCCUCCCAAACCUGUAGAACAGGACGCCUCUACAGAUGCUGUGUACAGCAUCGUCGCAGGUCCGGACGUGGCUAAGCUCGGCAUCACUUUCAACGGCAUGCCGCCAGGGCGAAUUGAUGUCAAGGGUGUUGCUGCAGGUUCUUUCGGGAGCGAGAGCGGCGUGCGAGAAGGUGAUGCUCUCAUAGAAGUUGGCAAAGACGAAUUUCUGCCACUGGAGGGCAUGACAUCUGAGACGUUCAAGAGCUUGUUGAAGGAUCGGCCUCUCAGAAUGAAAUUUCAAGCAACAUCAGCAGUAGCACACGCUGAUGCACCAACGCCAGCGGAAGAUCAUGCUGCGCCCGCUCCGCAGGGUACGGCGAAUAGCGUGGAAGCUGCUAAAGAGGCAGUAAGCCACCCGUUGUUGGAGUCCGGGGAGUACACGGUCGUGGCGAGUUCCGAAGUGGGCAAGUUGGGCAUCAGCUUUCAUGGUAUGCCGCCGGGCCGCAUUGAGGUCAAGGGUGUGGCAGAAGGUCUGUUUGGCAGCACAAGCGGCGUCAAGGAGGGAGACGUGCUGGUAGAGGUGGGCACUGACGACCUCCAGCCCCUGGAGAACAUGAGCACCGACACCUUCAAAGGCUUCUUGAAGGACAGGCCGCUGAUGAUGAGGUUCUCGUUCCGCAAAGUUGACAGCAAGGAUGUCCAGAUCGAAAUGAACCUCAGCCCAGAGCCAGGCACACUUGACGAGGUGCCAUCAGCUGCAGCAUCACUCCAGGAAGAGAAGCCCACAGAACCGCGCCACUUUGCAGGAGCUGAGGAAGAGAAGCCCAUAGAACCGCACCACGCCGCAGAAGCUGAGGAAGAGAAGCCCAUAGAAACGCACCACGCCGCAGAAGCUGAGGAAGACAAGCCUGCAGAACCGCGCCGCGCUACAGAAGCUGAGGGGCGGAAGCCUACCGAACCGCACCUUGCAGAUGGUGAGGUAGCAUCACCUGCAGCAUCACACCAGGAUCGCCAGCAAGAGAAGCUCACGGAACUGCACCACGUUGCAGAAGCUGAGGAAGAGAAGCCCACAGAACCACACCACGUUGCAGAAGCUGAGGAAGAGAAGCCCAUAGAAACGCACCACGCCGCAGAAGCUGAGGAAGACAAGCCUGCAGAACCGUGCCGCGCUACAGAAGCUGAGGGGCAGAAGCCUACCGAACCGCACCUUGCAGAUGGUGAGGUAGCAUCACCUGCAACAUCACACCAGGAUCGCCAGCAAGAGAAGCCCGCAGAACUGCACCACGUUGCAGAAGCUAAGGAAGAGAAGCCCAUAGAACCGCACCACGCCGCAGAGGCUGAGGAAGACAAGCCUGCAGAACCGCACCACGCUGCAGAAGUUGAGGGGCAGAAGCCUACCGAACCGAAGACACCACGGAACUGCACCGCGUUGCAGAGAAGCCAGGCAGAGAAGCCCGCAGAACUGCACCACGUUGCAGAAGCUGAGGAAGAGAAGCCCAUAGAACCGCACCACGCCGCAGAAGCUGAGGAAGACAAGCCUGCAGAACCGCACCAAGCUGCAGAAGCUGAGGGGCAGAAGCCUACCGAACCGCACCUUGCAGAUGGUGAGGUAGCAUCACCUGCAGCAUCGCACCAGGAUCGCCAGGAAGAGAAGCCCACAGAACCACACCACGUUGCAGAAGCUGAGGAAGAGAAGCCCAUAGAACCGCACCACGCCGCAGAGGCUGAGGAAGACAAGCCUGCAGAACCGCACCGUGCUACAGAAGCUGAGGGGCAGAAGCCUACCGAACCGCACCUUGCAGAUGGUGAGGUAGCAUCACCUGCAACAUCACACCAGGAUCGCCAGCAAGAGAAGCCCGCAGAACUGCACCACGUUGCAGAAGCUAAGGAAGAGAAGCCCAUAGAACCGCACCACGCCGCAGAGGCUGAGGAAGACAAGCCUGCAGAACCGCACCACGCUGCAGAAGUUGAGGGGCAGAAGCCUACCGAACCGCACCUUGCAGAUGGUGAGGUAGCAUCACCUGCAGCAUCACACCAGGAUCGCCAGCAAGAGAAGCCCACGGAACUGCACCACGUUGCAGAAGCUGAGGAAGAGAAGCCCAUAGAACCGCACCACGCCGCAGAGGCUGAGGAAGACAAGCCUGCAGAACCGCACCGCGCUACAGAAGCUGAGGGGCAGAAGCCUACCGAACCGCACCUUGCAGAUGGUGAGGUAGCAUCACCUGCAGCAUCACACCAGGAUCGCCAGGAAGAGAAGCCCGCAGAACCGCACCACGUUGCAGAAGCUGAGGAAGAGAAGCCCAUAGAACCGCACCACGCCGCAGAGGCUGAGGAAGACAAGCCUGCAGAACCGCACCACGCUACAGAAGCUGAGGGGCAGAAGCCUACCGAACUGCACCUUGCAGAUGGUGAGGUAGCAUCACCUGCAGCAUCACACCAGGAUCGCCAGGAAGAGAAGCCCGCAGAACCGCACCACGUUGCAGAAGCUGAGGAAGAGAAGACCAUAGAAACGCACCUCGCAGAUGCUGCAUCACCCACAGCAUCACACCAGGAAGAGAAGCCUGCAGAACCGCACCACGUUCCAAAAGCUGAGGAAGAGGAGGCCGCAGCAGUGGACGAUGGCUCUUCAAAGGAGAGCGUGCGCCAGCAGGACUGCUUGCAAGAAGGCACACGGCAGCCACUUCCGCACAAAGAGAUGGCAAAUGCCCUGACGCCGCUUCAAGCGGAGGCGGUGGCGAACUGCCAGGUUUGUGUGGUUGCUGAGCUCUGCGGCGAGUUGGAAGAGGCCCAGAGGCAAGCUGCCGAAGCCAAGGCUGCUUUGGUCAAGGAGCAGGAGGUUGCCGGAGCAGCUGCGCAAACUAUGUGGGAGCUGCAAGCACGACUGAACGAGGCUGCGCAGGAAAAGGAGCAACUGCAUACAGAGUUCCAAACAGAGCAACUCCUGCGAAAGCGCGUGGCUACCGAACUGCAGAUCAAGACUGCCCUUGCCAGUCCCGAAGUUGGCCAGGUCGUCCGGCUGCAGCGGGAACUGUCCAAGUCGGAGCAUGCUCUUCGAGGGAUGCAGCGCAGGCAGCUCCAAGAGAAGGACGUGCAGUCGUCGCAGUCGAACGCGGAGUCACGAUUGCUUCGUGUGGAGUACAAGGCGGAGCUUGCAGCUGCCAAGCGGUACGAGCGCGAUGCAGCAAGACCCCUUCCGCCUCCGGAGCGCACGCCGUUGGAGCGAGCAGAGGCAGCUGCCGUUCCUUCGCACGGCUCGUGGCAUGCAGCGGCUGGAAAUGGGCGAGGCCAGUCCGGCUCGUGGAACGUCCAGAACUCACUUGAGGAGGUGAUACCAUGA